GCAUAUUUUGCUGGGAUGUUCCGUGUCGCCAACGUGGAGUUUAUCCCAGAGUACCGUCAGGCUGAGUCCCAUGAGUUUGUGUCCAUGGCGAGCAAAAUACAGCAUGUGGUGAGCAGUGUGUUCAAGAUGUCCCCAGUCUCCAGGCUGUACAAGCAGGCUGUCAUUUCAGACCUCAGUAGCAACAAUAAGGGUGGUGUGUUAGUGCAUUUCUGGAUGGUGUUUGUGGUCCCUCGUCUGAAGAGCCCAGCCGUGUGUGAGGAGUGUGUAGGAAUCAUUCUCAGAGACUCGAUCCUCACCAGUCUAAAGAACAGGUCCUCUGUAGGCUACCUGCUGGGUCUCCCAGUCGAUAUAGACUCCAUCCUCAUCAAUGCUGUCCUGCGCUCAGAUUAUACAUCAAAUGCAGCAGGCUCACAGUGUGUAGAUAAGAUGUAUGCCAACAUUCCUGGGGUGAGGGUCUCUUUAAACGUCUUUUCAUCAUGGGGUGGUGUAAGUUGCCAUGUAAAGCUCACUGCUGUUCCCGGCUCCCUUAUCCGUCUGACUGUCACCUCGUUCCUCAUUGAGCCCAGCGACUGUGUGAAUGACGCCCUGACUGUGUAUGAUGCUCUGCUGCCCAUGAGAGGGCGCAUUCUGCACAGGCUGUGUGAUCCAGUGUCCAGCUCCUUUUCCCUGGUGUCUACCUCCAAUGUCAUGCUGCUGUCCUUCAGAAUGACUAAUGGCAACAAGAACUUUAGAGGAUACUUUGAGGCCAUCACUGAAGAAAUGUGCGUGUCUGACAUUGAAACUGCAUUAGACCCUGACAUCACCGGUCAGAUCUUCAGCCCCUUCCACCCGAGCCUGCUGCCUCCUCAGUGCUCCUGCACCUGGAGGUUUCAGACCCCUAACUCUGCUUUAGGAGUUGCUCUGCAGUUUGAGAACUAUGUACUGAAAUCAAAGGAUAUGAAGGGCUGUGACCAUGGCUGGUGGAAGGUUAAUGAGAUCAUUUUCUGUGGCAGCUAUGUGGGACACCGCACAGUGUUUCGGAUCGCUGACAACAACCCAGAGGUGGAGUUUCGCUGCAGCUCACGCAGCUCUGAUCACCCUUUUCAAGCAUCUUACAGCAGCUACAAUAUCAGCCAACCCUGUCCAGACAGUCACUUCCUGUGCUCUACAGGACUGUGUGUUGAGAAGAGUCGACGCUGCGACGGUCUGGACGACUGCCAUGAUGAAAGUGAUGAGGUCUUCUGCUCGAGGCCCACUAAGCACUGUGGUGGCAAUAGUCCAAUGCAUCCUUUGUUUGUGUGCAAUGGAGAGACAGAUUGCACCAACGGAAUAGAUGAGAUCAACUGCACUCAGGAAACAACCUGCUCAGUAAUCCGUUAUCAGUGCAGCAGUGGCUCCUGCAUCCUAAAAAAGAACGCAAAGUGUGAUGGUAUUCCUGACUGUCAGGACCAUAGUGAUGAGGAAGACUGUGCCUGUGGUCGUCCCUCCCCAGUGAAGAGGGUGGGGUCAUCUACAGGACCCCAGCGCAUUGUGGGCGGAGUCAACUCUGUGGACGGAGAGUGGCCUUGGCAGGUCAGCCUCCACUUUGCUGGUAACCUGUACUGUGGCGCCUCUGUCCUUACCUCUAAUUGGCUUAUCUCAGCUGCUCACUGCUUCAGCAAGGAAAGGCUGUCUGAUCCCCGCUACUGGAGCGCCCAUCUCGGCAUGCUGACACAGGGCAGUGCCAAACACGUGGCAGAGAUCCAGCGGAUUGUGGUGCACGAGUAUUAUAACGCGCACAUGUUUGACUACGACAUCGCCCUGCUGCAGCUAAAGAAGCCCUGGCCUCCCUCCCUCAGCCCGCUGGUCCAGCCUGUGUGCCUGCCAGCCCCUUCCCACACUGUCACCGACAGCCACCGCUGCUGGGUUACUGGGUGGGGAUACCGCUCUGAGGAAGAUAAAGUGUUGCCCUCAGUGCUGCAGAAAGCCGAGGUGUCCAUACUGAGCCAGACUGAGUGUAAGAAGAGCUACGGACCUGUCUCACCACGCAUGCUGUGUGCUGGGGUCGCCUCUGGAGAGCGGGACGCCUGCAGGGGGGACUCAGGGGGUCCUCUGUCCUGUCAGGCGCCAGGUGGGGGUCGUUGGUUCCUGGUUGGCAUUGUCAGCUGGGGGGCGGGCUGCGGCAGACCAAACCUACCUGGGGUCUACACCAGGGUCAACAAGUUCACCUCCUGGAUUUACAGCCAUAUCAACUGA
Messenger RNA from Scomber scombrus (Atlantic mackerel), 2214 nucleotides. RefSeq names its product transmembrane serine protease 7 (gene tmprss7). NCBI's taxonomy places the organism in Eukaryota, Metazoa, Chordata, Actinopteri, Scombriformes, Scombridae. Gene Ontology annotation, molecular function: protein binding; serine-type endopeptidase activity. Gene Ontology annotation, biological process: proteolysis. The coding region runs from base 16 to 2214 and encodes 732 amino acids. The transcript is spliced from 16 exons. The record is from RefSeq and is a predicted model, not a curated record.